This is a messenger RNA of Orbilia oligospora ATCC 24927, 456 nucleotides long. RefSeq lists its product as uncharacterized. The transcript has a single exon. The record is from RefSeq and is a predicted model, not a curated record. NCBI's taxonomy places the organism in Eukaryota, Fungi, Ascomycota, Orbiliomycetes, Orbiliales, Orbiliaceae. The coding region runs from base 1 to 456 and encodes 151 amino acids.
AUGGCGACAGCUACUCCAUUCAACCCCAAGUCAAUGGUUGACUCUGCGUGGAAGAUAAUUCCCUUUUUUCAAUCUCGAGAUAUUCAUGCAACCGUGCUUCUAUAUACCCAAGAGCUAGGGUUCACACUUGGGAGCGAAGAGCCACAUUUUGCAUCGCUUUUCGCAGGGCCCAAAGCCGCCUCAAACAUUUACUUUAGCCUCUGCCGCGAAGAAUCCGAGUUUCGUGCUUCAAGCGCUAUGCUUGCCCUUGGAACAGAGCAACAUGAGGCUCUUUAUGCGGGGCUCUUGGCAAGGAGGAACCAAAGCAAGGACGAAACGUUCGAGAUUGUGGAAGAAAUCCGAGACCAGGAGUGGGGCUUCCGUCAGUUUUCGAUAAAGGAUAGAGAUGGUAACCGGUUGACAUUCUUUCGAUUUCUUGAAGGGAGCAAUGGCGAGGAACUCUGGGCAGGAGAGUAG